AUGAAAGCCUUGUUCAAGUCGAAGCCCAAGACACCCGCAGAUUUGGUUAGGCAGACCCGCGAUCUACUCAUCUUGGCCGACGGCGUCGCUCCCGACACUAAGGAGAGCAAGCGCGAUGACAAGAUGAUGGAGUUGGGAAAGCUUAUCCGAGAAUUAAAGCAAGUUCUUUAUGGGGAUAGUGAAUCUGAGCCCGUGGCAGAAGCCUGUGCACAGCUGACACAGGAGUUCUUCAGAGAGAAUACUCUUCGGCUGCUAAUUAUAUGUCUUCCAAAGUUGAACUUAGAGACACGAAAAGAUGCUACACAGGUUGUUGCAAACCUGCAGAGACAACAGGUUCAAUCGAGGUUGAUCGCUUGUGAUUACUUGGAAAAGAACAUAGACCUCCUGGAUAUCUUGAUAUCAGGUUAUGAGAAUAAUGAACUGGCAUUACACUAUGGUGCAAUGCUGAGGGAAUGCAUACGCCACCAAAGUGUUGCACGGUAUGUACUGGAAUCAGAGCACAUGAAGAAAUUUUUUGAUUAUAUACAACUCCCAAAUUUUGACAUUGCUUCCGAUGCUGCUGCCACUUUCAAGGAACUAUUGACUCGGCAUAAAUCAACAGUAGCUGAAUUCCUUUCCAAAAACUACGACUGGUUCUUUGCAGAAUAUAACUCCAAGUUGCUUGAAUCUGCUAAUUAUAUCACCAGAAGGCAGGCUAUCAAGUUAUUGGGUGAUAUUUUGCUCGACCGUUCAAAUUCAGCCGUGAUGACUAAAUAUGUUUGUUCAAGGGACAACUUGAGGAUCCUCAUGAAUCUUCUUCGGGAAUCUAGCAAGAGUAUACAGAUUGAAGCUUUUCAUGUUUUUAAGCUAUUCGCUGCUAAUCAGAACAAACCCCCUGAUAUCGUUAGUAUUCUCAUCGCUAACCGAAACAAGCUUUUACGCCUCUUUGCUGAUUUCAAAACCGAGAAAGAGGAUGAACAGUUUGAGGCUGAUAAAGCACAAGUAGUUAAAGAAAUUGCGGCACUAGAGCCUGGAGAAUAG
Molecule: messenger RNA, 1020 nt
Organism: Striga hermonthica
Lineage: Eukaryota; Viridiplantae; Streptophyta; Magnoliopsida; Lamiales; Orobanchaceae
Source: the annotation of a GenBank genome assembly